Molecule: messenger RNA, 1068 nt
Organism: Meloidogyne enterolobii
Lineage: Eukaryota; Metazoa; Nematoda; Chromadorea; Rhabditida; Meloidogynidae
Source: the annotation of a GenBank genome assembly
UCAGUGCUGGGUAUGUCUCUUAGAUCUAACUUCGGCCAAGAAUUUGAAAACGUCGGAGGCAGACCACAAAACGCCCAAUACUCGGCAUUGGUAAUCAUAGCUACCACAUUCAGGUGCCUCACCAACUAUGCUAACUUGGCGAUUACUGUCCUCUCUUUUUUAAUCCACCCUCUAAGCUUUCUAAAUUCUGGUCUUUUAUGUAGAUCUUCAAUUAAAUUAAAUAUUUUCUGUUCAGAGAACAUUGCUUCAGAUCAAAGAGGUGUCAUUCCCAACUCCAUAGAUCAAAUAUUCCAACAUAUUGCUCAAUCACCCCCUUCCCUUCAAUAUCUAGUACGUGCCUCUUUUUUGGAAAUAUAUCAAGAAGAAAUUCGCGAUCUUUUAGACAAAAGUGGGGGAACUGGAAAGCGCUUAGAAUUGAAAGAAAGGCCAGAUGUAGGUGUUUAUGUACGCGAUUUGAGUUCAUUUGUUACUCAAAGCGUUGAAGAGAUUGAACAUGUAUUAAAAGUUGGCCAUUCUAAUCGAAGCGUUGGAAGAACCAAUAUGAAUGAACACAGCUCUAGAUCACAUGCCAUUCUUGUUUUGACUGUGGAAAGCUCUGAAAUCGGGCCGGAUGGGCAGCCACAUAUACGAGUUGGCCGCUUAAAUUUGGUUGAUUUGGCUGGCAGUGAGCGCCAAAGCAAAACAGGCUCUGAAGGUCAACGAUUUCGAGAGGCUACAAAAAUCAACCUCUCCCUGUCUGCUCUAGGAAAUGUUAUUGCUGCUUUGACAGAUCAACAAAGUUCUCAUAUUCCUUAUAGAGAUUCUAAGUUGACUAGAUUGUUACAAGACUCCCUUGGCGGGAAUUCUAAAACUGUGAUGAUUGCAAAUAUUGGCCCAGCUUCUUACAACUACGAAGAAACUUUAUCUACACUUCGUUACAGUUCUAGAGCUAAACAAAUUCAGAAUAAACCAAUAAUAAACGAAGAUCCAAAGGAUGCUCUCCUUCGCGAAUUCCAAGAGGAAAUUGCUCGUUUAAAGACUUUAUUAGAGCAAAAAGGUAUUAUCAUUAAAUUACCCUCUUUGAUUUAA